Molecule: messenger RNA, 3156 nt
Organism: Caenorhabditis briggsae
Lineage: Eukaryota; Metazoa; Nematoda; Chromadorea; Rhabditida; Rhabditidae
Gene: Cbr-atx-2
Product: Protein CBR-ATX-2
Exons: 14
Coding region: 1-3156 (1051 amino acids)
Biological process (GO): cytoplasmic stress granule assembly
Cellular component (GO): cytoplasmic stress granule
Molecular function (GO): RNA binding
Source: RefSeq, a predicted model, not a curated record
AUGGAAUUUACUGAGCGCCGCGAGGAAACAAAAAAUGACUAUUUUCAAUUGAACGUAUCUGGAAAAAUUAUGAAUUUUCGAUUAUCCAACCAAUAUCAAGAUCCUGAGGCUUAUUGUCACCCGAGUAACAAAGAAUCAACUAUGGAACCUAUUCAUAAUUACUUUCUCGAUUUCUUCGGCGAUACUGUAGAGUAUCAAUAUGUGGGACAUUACAAGGAAUUCAUUCCACAUCUUCCAAAAGUAUCAUUGUGUCUUUCUUUUUGGGCUGAUAACGUAGAAGGAACUAUAGACAUCAAAGACAUUGAAGAAUAUCUUGCCUCGUCUCCUGUUUUGAAACAUAUAAGUAUGGAGUUGGUUAAACCAGAGCUAUUCUGUCCGGAGUCCGAAUUCUGGCAGUUCGAAUUCGGAGUGGAGCUCGUUGUUGAAGUCACAAAGGAAAACGAGAAUGAUUUGCUCCGGCAAGAGAAGGAUGUCAUCGAGAAAAUGAUAUUCAAGUUCGACGACAUUGUAGACUUUGCAUAUAUCACCGAAGAAGACAAAAAGAAUCAGUUCGUCAGCAAAUUCGCUACCGAUCGCCAAUACCACGGAGACGUUGUGAAUGAAAACGAAGAACUUCAGGCGUGGAACGGAGGAGACGACGAAGAAGGUAUCGGAGAGUCGAUUGAAGAUGAUGUCGAUAGUGGACCUCAAAGCUCGCGACGUAAUAAUCAUAAUAAUGGAGCCUCUGGGUGGUCAGUUAAUGAGAUGUUUGCCGUGAAUGAGAAGUUAAAGGUGGUGUCAACAUUUAAGGAAGAUAUGACCCAAUACACAACAGUUGAUGCUGUAGGUACAGAAGAAGAUCGAGCUCGAGCAGAACGAAUUGCUCGGGAAAUCGAGUCCAACACAUCCUCGAAGUUCAUGGCGAACCUUGAAAAUGACGACGAUGAAAGGGAUUUGGACAAGUCUACACGUCAAGACGAGUUCGAGAAUGGAAACCAGAGAGGUAACAAAAGAAACAUCUACAAUCAGGCACCACAGCAACGGCGGAAUCCGAACAUCACACCGAAUGGACAACCUAUUAACCGGCGAGCAGAAGGAUUGCGUGGAGAUCGUCGCAAUAGCAGUGGUUCUUCAGCAAAUAACAGUCGUUACGGUGCACAAGCUUCAACACAGAACUACCAGCCACCCCAACAGCAAGGGCAGAAGAGUGGAAGUCACAACAACCGGCGUCAAAACGACGACUACCGCGAGAACGACUGGCAGAUGGCCAAGGGGAAGGGUCAGAACCAGGGACAGGAUCAUUCGUUCCGUCAACAACAGAAGCAGAUGUUGGAUCCAAGACCUAGCGCCAAGCAACCGGAAGGUGAGAAGGGGCAAGGUGCUGGAUCUCGUGUUACGGAGCUGAAAAACUGGGGCAAUGAAUUCUCGAUUGCUACUUCCCCAAAAGAGCAAUCUCCAGCUCCAGGAUCUACUCCGCCAGUGUCUCAAGGAAACUCGGGUAGCGCUUGGAACCGUGGUCCACCAAGUUCUCUAGUCACCAAGGGAGCAUCAACAGCGACUCCGACGUCUGCAGAGAAAGAAAUCGUUGAAAAACCAUUUCCACAGACGAAAGAAGAGUUACCAUCGACAAGUGCCGAAGGACAGACGGAGACAGAUGGAAGACCUGACGAAACAGACAAUGUAUCCGUUACUGGUCGCUCUGAAACUUCAUCAGUCUCGAAAUCACAGUUUUUCAAGUUCAACAUAAAUGCUCCAGAAUUCAAGCCACGUGCAGCACCGUCCACCCCUACCCCAAGUACUCCAACUGGACCAGGUCCACAAGGUGUCGCUCCGGUCCAGCAACAGCAAUUCAUCACUCAAGAAUAUCAACAACAUCCAGGUUUGAUCCCUCAAGGACCUCCACCAGGACAGCAAAUGAACAUGCAAGGAGGAAUGAUGCCACACGUGCCACCAGGCGGUGUUCCUCAUAACCAAGGACAAGCAAUCAUGAUGUGGCCACAAGGUCAACAAGGAUAUCAACAGAAUCAGCAGUUUGUUCAGGUUCCAGGAGUUCCAGGACCAAUAUAUGGAUCUGUAUCCACGGCUCCUAUGCAAGUGAACCAACAAGGUGCUCAGAAUCAACAGAUGCCACCAAAUACGGGAGCUGGUGCUCAGAAUGAUGGCAGACAAGGAAACCAGCAAGCACGACGCGGAGACGGAGAAUUCCGUGAGCCACAGCCACUGUUCUAUCCACAGUAUAGCCAGGCAGGACAAAUGAUGCCAGUUCCACAGCAAUUCUACCAAUACCAAGGAGGCGCGCCACAGCAACAGUAUCAGAUGAAGGUUGUGCCACAAAUGCAGCAAGCACCACAAGGCCAAUAUCAGCAAAGAUAUCAACAAAAUCCAGCCUACAUGGGAGGACAACAAAGGUAUCAAGGCCCUCCUCCACAACAGGCACAUCAGUUCGCUGGCGAGCACGGUGGACCACAAUCGCAUCCAAAUAGUCAACCAAAUACACCAGGGCCACGUGGAGAGAUGAAUGGACAGAAGAUGCAGCCACAAGGACAACCAACACAACCACAGAACAAUAACAAUGGAGUACAACGCGAACCAGAAGCUGGAAGCAGCGCCAGUAUCAGCGGAUCUGCUAGUUCCCAAUCUGGACAACGAAGUGGAUCUCCACAGACCAACAAUACUGGUGGUCCACCGCAACAACAGCAACAGCAUCCACAACAACAACAGCAACAACAACAACCACCACCACAGCAUCAACAAGGGCCUCAUGGAGGACAUGGAGUACAACAACAUGGAGUUCUACCACCACACAUGCAGCAACCUCAGAUGCCAGCAGUGUACUACGGUAUGAUGCCAGUGCCACAGAUGCAGCAAAUGCCUAAUCAACAUGUUCAACCAAGCUUGAUGGGAGAACGUGCCGAUACAGGAUAUUCGCAGAAUAGCUUUUUCGAUUACCGUACGAUGCCCAACUUCCAGCAACAGCAACAACAGCACCAAAUGCAUGGAGGACACAUGCCUCCUCGCCAAAACUCCAUUCCGCAACAGUUUGGCGGAAAUCAAGGUGUAAAUCCCUCCUCCCAACAAGCUCCACCUCCUGCUCCACAACUACAGCAGCAGGGUGGUCCACCACCACCAAGGGAGCAGCAACCACCACCCCAACAUCAGCCUCAAAGUCCACAGUAA